GAACACCUACUGCUUUCCUCACAGCCUGCGCUGGAUCGUGUCCCAGAUGUACAAGACUUUGUCAUGCGUAGAGCGUCUUGAGGUGGGAGAGGUGCGCACCAUGUGUACAGAUCUGCUGCUGACCUGCUUCAUUUGUCCAGCUAUAGUUAACCCAGAGCAGUAUGGCAUUAUCUCAGACGCACCGAUCAAUGAAGUGGCUCGCUUCAAUUUAAUGCAGGUGGGGCAACUUUUGCAGCAGUUGGCAAUGGCCGACGAUGAUGCAGACCCAAGGCGGAAAAGCAGUUUGUCCAAGUUUGAUAAGAGUUGUGUUGCUGCUUUUCUGGAUGUGGUGAUUGGAGGAAGAGCAGUUGAAACCCCACCCAUGUCCUCAAUGAAUCUUCUAGAAGGCCUCAGUAGGACUGCAGUCUAUGUUACUCAUAAUCAGCUGCUUUCUCUG
Neolamprologus brichardi is the source of this 436-nucleotide messenger RNA. The record is from RefSeq and is a predicted model, not a curated record. NCBI's taxonomy places the organism in Eukaryota, Metazoa, Chordata, Actinopteri, Cichliformes, Cichlidae.